CGGAAUUCCAGCGCCGUCGCUAAGUAAUCGGAUUUACCGGAGGCGUGAGGCGGCGGAGUGAUGGCCGGUGUCAAGGAGCUAACACGCGAUCUAGAGAACAAAGCCAACGAUUUCAGAAAACUUGAGAAAGAUAUCCAGAAGAACCAGCAAGUGAAAAAGAAGUACACUAUACAGCUCGGCGAAAACGAGCUCGUGCUCAAGGAACUGGAUCUAUUGAAUGAGGACACGAAUGUGUACAAGUUGAUCGGACCGGUGCUAGUGAAGCAGGAUUUGGCUGAGGCUAAUGCCAAUGUUCGGAAGCGGAUUGAAUACAUCUCUGCUGAAUUGUAUGCACUUCUCGGUUUGCUGAUGUGAUAAGUAGAGCAAACGGCCCGAACUGCGUUGAGCCAGUCUCUUCCCAAGAUGAU
Salvia splendens (bonfire salvia) is the source of this 407-nucleotide messenger RNA. Its product is annotated as prefoldin subunit 6-like. Gene Ontology annotation, biological process: chaperone-mediated protein complex assembly; protein folding. The record is from RefSeq and is a predicted model, not a curated record. The coding region runs from base 61 to 354 and encodes 97 amino acids. Gene Ontology annotation, cellular component: cytoplasm; prefoldin complex. Gene Ontology annotation, molecular function: protein-folding chaperone binding. Lineage: Eukaryota; Viridiplantae; Streptophyta; Magnoliopsida; Lamiales; Lamiaceae. The transcript is spliced from 3 exons.